CUCGCUACGUGACCCCUUUAUAAGACCUGAUGUACAAUGAUUUCUACCCAUUAUUCAGUUGAAAAUGCUGAUACAAGUGUGUUUUGUGGUUUUAGUACUUUGGAAUUCUACAUUUUCUGUACACGUAAAAGAGAAAGAUGAAGAUUUCAUCAGAGAAGAAGUUCGAGAAUUGCUGGAAUUUUUAAAGGAAAGCGAACCUGAAGAAAAAGCAGCGAGAAUCGACCAUGAAGAAAAAGGAAGGAGACUUUUCAAAAACUACUUUGGACAGGAAGAUCUUGAUUUUGCCCAAAAGAGAAAAGCCAAGAAAGAAAAGGAACAAAAAUCUAAAGAGAAAGAUGGUCAGAAAAAGAAUAACCCUCAGGAAAAACACAGCAAAAUGAUUGAUGAAGAAGACGUGGACCCGGAUGACGUGAAGUUAAUGAAACUACUGGAAGGAAUGGCGGUGGAGAAGAACGGGAGAGUCUUCAAGGCCAAAGGUUUGCAUCCCGAAUUAUCAAUGAUUGCAAAAGGUCAAGGCAUGGACAAGCACCCUUUAACCCCGGCACAAUCUCUGAUAGAGCAGAUUUCUGGGGAUCAGGUACGCAGAAAAAAGAGAAGUUUUUGGAGAGCAGCUUGGAAGUGGCCGAAAAAUAUCGUCCCCUUUGACAUAGACAAUAAUACCAUAGUAAGUGAAAGAAGCUAUGCUAUCUUUAACAAAGCAGCUGAGCUUUUCAACAAUCUAACCUGUCUAAAGUGGCUACCUUAUACACCAGAACUAGCGGAACAAGUGGGCCACAAUAAUUAUGUACAGUUUCGAGACUCGGAUGGUUGUUGGUCAUAUGUUGGAUACAUAGGAAGAAGUCCACAGGUCAUUGGAAUGUCACAGAGGGGAUGUAUGAGCGUUGGUAUAGCAGUGCAUGAGAUGCUUCACGCCGUGGGUUUGAUGCAUGAGCAGUCACGUACUGACCGUGACGACUAUAUCCGCAUGAUUAAAGAAAAUCUCAAGGAAAAUUUUUACAAUGGUAACAUGGCAAAAACCAGCACUUUUGACCGCAAUGCCUAUGACUACGAGAGCAUUAUGCAGUAUGGGUUAUGGUCCUUUUCGGUCACUGGAGGUCAAACAAUGGAAUUUCUGGACAGAGAUCUGGAGUUUUUAGCGGGGACUGGGGCCGGGGUCGGUCUUGAUUUCUAUGAUGUCAAGGAUAUAACUGCGAAUUACCUAUGUGCAGAAGAAUGUGUGAACCCGCCAAAAUGUGAGAAUGGAGGAUUUGACAACCACAACUGUGUCUGUUACUGUCCAAAAGGCUACCAAGGUGACACGUGCGGAAGUGUGAUCACGGAUGAUGACUGCGGUGGAAUGAUAGAAGUUCCUCUGGGUAAAGAUGUAUUUGUGACGUCACCAGGGUACCCCGUGUCUUAUCCAAUCGGAAAAUUAUGCAGAUGGGGCGUAAAGGCCCCCGAGGGAUGGUAUGUUCGGAUGACAGUAGAAGAACUCCACCUGGCGGACAACAAUUUAAACAGAUGCUACCAUUGGCUAGAAAUCCAAUAUAACCUACCAGGGCAGACGGGAAUCAAACGCUGUGGAGACAUUAUAGGGGAUCAGUGGACUGGAUCCAAAGACAGCCCUAACUUUAUGACGAUUACAUUUGACAGUAAAUUUGUACAGGACAGACAAGUGGAGAAGGGCUUCAAACUCAGGUUUAAUGCUGUUGGAAGAGGAUGCAAGGAUAACCCAUGUGUAUAUGGCACUUGUCAUGAAAGCAAGAUGGAUUGUCAGUUUACGUGCUCCUGUUAUUCCGGUUUUGAGGGAAAGUUGUGUGACAAAAUGUCAAGUGAUGCCACAUUUGAAUGUACCUUUGAAAAGAUGAAGUGUUUCUUGGAAAACACUAAAGAAGGCGACGACUUUGACUGGGCUGUUAACUCAGGUCCCAGUAGUUCACAAGGCACAGGACCUGACAGAGCACACAAAGGAAAUCGGUACAUUUUUACAGAAAUGUCAGAUCCUCGAGUUAACGGAGAGAAGGCAUGGCUGGUAUCUAGCUUGGACCUACCAGCUUCAGAGAGAUGCCUUUCGUUCUACUACUACAUGUUUGGUCACACAGUUGAUUCACUUAGAGUCUUGAUAUCCGGGGAAAACAGGUCUCAAAGCGCCAUCUGGUCUGAAACAGGAAACCAGGGCAGCAAGUGGAAAUUCGCUCGUGUCAAUAUUGAGCAAAUAGAAAAACUGAAGAUCGUGUUUGAAGCUGUUCGUGGUGAAGAUUGGAGUAGUGAUAUUGCCUUAGAUGACGUAGUUCUUUCUGUUGGAGCAUGCGCAAACGUGACUGAAAAUAUUGAGUGUGUGAAAACAAACCGGGGCGGGGAUUACAAAGGGAAAGUCAAUGUAACACGGAGCGGAAAGGCGUGUCAGCCCUGGGCGGAUCAAACACCCCAUUCACACACUGGGUAUGCUGCCCUAGUCAACGACUCCAACUACUGCCGGAAUCUUUACCCCCGAAGCAAUGACUACCACCCCUGGUGUUACACUAUGGACCCUGGGGACCGCUGGGACUACUGUGACAUACCUGCUUGUGAAUAUGAAGAAUGCAGACGGUCAAGUAUUGGAUACGAAUAUGCUGGAAGAGUGAGCAAAACAAAGUCUGGAAAAACGUGUCAGAGGUGGGACUCACAGUCACCUCACGAACAUUCACACGCGGGUCUGAUGGGCCACGAGAAUUACUGUCGGAACCCCAGGGGUAGAGAACAAGGACCCUGGUGCUUCACAGAGGAUAACUCAACACGUUGGGAAUACUGCGAUGUGCCAAUGUGCAAUGAUGAAGCUCGGGAAUGCGCACUGCUAGCUCAAAAUAUAGAUUACUUUGGACAAAUCAACACAACCACAAGCGGUCGAACAUGUCAAAGAUGGGAUCAACAAAAACCGCACUCUCAUUCAAUGCCGCUAACCUCUGCUCAGGAGAACUUUUGUCGGAAUAUGGGCGGCGAGAACCGAGCAUGGUGCUAUACGACUGACCCCAACAAACGCUGGGAAAGGUGCAACAUUCCACCAUGUGACAACUUGGCAUGCUUUUCGAACCCCUGCUACAAUGGAGGGACAUGUACAAAUAAUGGAGACUCCUAUAAUUGUUCCUGUUUUCCGGGUUACCAAGGAGACAGAUGUGAAACUGAAGUCCCACUGAGAACGGAGAACUGUAAACGGUCUAACAUUGGCUGGGAGUACCGGGGAACAAUAUCACUAACAGUCAACAACCGGACGUGUCAGCGGUGGAAUGAAAGUACUCCACAUGGACAUCGCUUUACCACGUCCAUGGCGAGUCACGAAAACUACUGCAGGAACCCGGAUAAAGAACCUGCUCCGUGGUGCUACACCUCUGACCCAAAUAAACGAUGGGAACGUUGCGAUAUACCAAUGUGUGACACUCCACCAUCAGAAUGCUUGAAUGCUGUCCGAGGAGAUGAUUAUUUCGGCCAUGCUAACAAGACUAUAAAUGGCUACACGUGCAUGCGAUGGGAUUCCCAGUCGCCACAUCAGCAUGGGUAUAAUUACAUUCGGGAUCAGGAGAACUACUGUCGUAAUCCAUACGGAGAGGAACCUAGGGGACCCUGGUGCUAUACCACAAAUCCCAACAAGAGAUGGGAUUAUUGCUCUAUCCCUCUGUGUGGUGGGAAAAUUUAAUCUGAACAUGGAAGACAACUUCUCCUUCAGAGGGAUUUAUUAACUCUAUAAGAGAUGAAACGUACUGGGAAAAUGUACAGCACCUCUACAAGCGGAGUUCCUAAGAUGAUAACAAUAUUGUUUUUAUUAUAAGCCUUUUGAUAAGUAGUGCCCGAUCAAUAAAUAAUUAGCAUUUCAAACUGGGUUUAACUUGAUA
This is a messenger RNA of Saccostrea cuccullata (small rock oyster), 3845 nucleotides long. RefSeq lists its product as uncharacterized. Gene Ontology annotation, molecular function: zinc ion binding; signaling receptor binding; calcium ion binding. NCBI's taxonomy places the organism in Eukaryota, Metazoa, Mollusca, Bivalvia, Ostreida, Ostreidae. Gene Ontology annotation, cellular component: membrane. The transcript is spliced from 27 exons. Gene Ontology annotation, biological process: proteolysis. The record is from RefSeq and is a predicted model, not a curated record. The coding region runs from base 65 to 3649 and encodes 1194 amino acids.